Molecule: messenger RNA, 2478 nt
Organism: Linum trigynum
Lineage: Eukaryota; Viridiplantae; Streptophyta; Magnoliopsida; Malpighiales; Linaceae
Source: the annotation of a GenBank genome assembly
CGGAUUGCCCAGCGAAACCCUAAUUUAACCAACCAUACGCACCAAGUCCAUAAAGUCCUUCCUCUCGCGUGCCCACCUCUUAUCCUCUUCUUCUGGGCGCCAAUCGGAAUCCUCUCGUUUACUCUGAAGUUGUUAUUUUGGUCUCCCUCAAUCGGUAGAAAGGAAGGCGGAGGAGACACAGACGAAUUUACCCAUUCUAGGGUAAAGCCCAACGAUGUCCAUGGAAUUGGGAGUCGCUUCGCCGGAGCGCGAGAAGGAGCGACAACAGUGGUGGAAUUGUGGAUUCGUUGCUCCUUGCACCGACGUGGUGAAUGUCGUUCUGGUGGGUCUGGACAAAAAGGCCGCCAAUAACAGCGACACCGACCCGGGGAUCCGCACCGCCAACGUGACCGUCACCCCCAGCAGCGACUUCCGCGGAAAAUUCUACAGAGGUAUGGGGUUCGCAGUUGUGGAAUCGAAAUUAUAUGCUUUUGGUGGUCGUGCGAUUUGUGACUCCCCUGACCCUGACCCUGAGUACGAUUUUGAUCUCCAAACUGGCAAGUCGUACUGGACAUAUCCGCGGUAUCUCUACGUCUGCGAUCUGGGGACGGAUCCGGAAAUCCAAAAUGAACCGCUUCAAUUCAGGAAAAUGGAAGUUAAGCUGAACGGAGCCAAGGUCUGCCCGAUUCACGUUUCUUACAAGAAGGAGAAGCUUUUCAUCUUGUCCAAGGGCUAUCCCCCCUCCUCGCGGUUUGAGCCUGAGCGCCCUGCUCCUUGCGAGGUCUUGAACCUCAAAGAUCUCACCGUGCAAACCAUCGACACGCCAUCCGAAGUGUGGGAUACCGAUGUUAGCAGUUAUAAGUAUAAUUGUUUCCUUCCUGUUUUCAUCGGACAUGUAGUUGUAGGGAGUGAAUUGAUUGUUUAUAUCGAUACCGAUACUUACCCCUGUCUGUAUGCUCUUGACAUGGAGCAUCUAAAAUGGCGCCCCAUAAUCACUAGUACGAGUAUGGCUCAGUAUGCUGUUAAACUGUCCAGAAAGGACUUGUGCCUGGAUUUUCUGGUGUACACACACGCAACAUAUGACACGGCGCCCUGUUCGAAUGUUGUUCGCAAUGGUAAGGUUUUUCAGCUGAGGAUUGGAAAUCCUGACACCAUACACAACUCCCAUGUCCGUCCUGAUUACAAGGAUGUCAGUGUUGUGAACUUGGAUCCUUCCGCAAGUUAUGAUCAGCGGCGGUGUUGGUUGCGUAAGCGUAAAGCUAGGAGGUUGGUUGCUCUAGCUGAGUUUCUGCAGACAACUCCAGGGGAUAAUUGGGAAACUACUGAUGUAGGGGUGGUUCCUUUUGGAAAUGGUGAUGAUGAUGUGUACUGUCUCUUCCUCUGGCAUAAAGCGUAUACAGCGUCUAGAACGUCCCACGAAGUGAACAACUCUUUCAGCAUUUGCAGGUUUAAAUUGGUUGGCGAUUAUGGGCGCUGUAAAGUCUUAGAGACGGUGAGGGAUUUUGGUCGUUUUGGGGAUGAUCUGGCAUGCCCUUAUUUCACGGCCUUUACUCCCACUAGCGACAUAGGGCUGUGUAUUUUGUGAAGGAGGAUCUGCCCAGCCGUGUGAAAUCGCCUGAUUAUCCUAUAUAUGUAUACAUAGGUAAGUGUGUUUAUUUCCAACUCUUGAUUUCUAUCCUUCCUUUGGGUCUGUUCUUCCAAGUGUGGGGCACUGUUGAUGUUUCCAUGUGGAAUGUGGAUACUAGGGUUGCUUGACUUUCCUAGACUUAGCUUUUUGUGGGUUCUUGAGAGUGAGGAUUCUCCUAUUACCUUCCAAUUAGAAAGAUAACAACAGAAAAUGAUAUAGAAUACAAAAAUUAGAAAGAUAACAUAUUGUUUUAUUUUGACAUUGUUAGAUAGACAUUACAUUUCAAAUAAUGAUGAUAUAAUCAUUUUAAUUUAAUUUCAGUUAAUCGUCAAUCUGGACCACCUUUUAAUUUUGGAACAGAGCCUCCACGAUCCAUUGGGCGGUCCUGCUUGGACUUCCUUAACAAAUUUUGGACCAGCUUCCUCCCAUGUCUGCAAGUGGACAGACAAUCUCUGAUUUCAUGAUCGGACUGGAUGUUGAAUCGGAAAAAUUAUUGGUUUGUGAUUCAAUGAUAAAUCGUAUAGAUCUUUAUGGCAUCUUCAUCAACCAACCUCGAGCUUCAAUCUUCACAUAAAUCAAGUUUUUCUAUCAGGGAAGAACCACAGUUCUUCGCGGGAUUCAACUCAAGUUCAAAAGGAAGAGUCAACCGUUGCCAACAACGUCGUUCCCACGAGUAAACGUAGAAGCUGGAGUGAUGUCGUUUCUGACAAAGUUCCAAUUAGUCCCUGAUGUUUGUAAUUUGGUUUCUUUUCGUUUUAGUCAUGUACUUGCUUAAAGCACAAACAUUAAUGUCUUCUUCCCCAAUCUAUCUGUACAAGCAAACGUGACAGCUAUAUAUAUAAGCGGUAGAUCAAUGAAGCAAACUAAGCUCU